UUGAUACCUUCGCGAAAAGCAAACCUGAAACGUCACUCUUCCCUCCCUCGCUCCCUCCAGGCUCCAGCCCCUAACAAACAACGAAACCAACCCGCAAACAAGCAAACAUACAAAAAGCAAUUCUCACACAGUACACACACUGGGGCUUCCAUUUCUGUAUAAAAAAAAUAGUAGCACCAAAAUCCCACCAGUUUUCUUCCUCAAUUAAUGGUAACAAAAAUCAGAUAAACAGAUAUAUCCAGAUAGAAAUAAGGAACCCAAAAAAAAAAAAAAAAAGAAAAGCAAAAAAGCUCUUUCCGUUCCCUCUUCUUCUCUUUUAUGGCGGAUGCGUAUUGUUCGGACUGUAAGAAGAGUACGGAAGUGGUGUUCGACCAUUCGGCCGGGGACAUGGUUUGUUCGGAGUGCGGUUUGGUUUUGGAGUCCCACUCGAUCGAUGAGACUUCGGAGUGGAGAACUUUUGCGAAUGAGUCAGGGGACAAUGACCCGGUUCGAGUUGGCGGUCCCAGUAAUCCGUUACUGACCGACGGCGGAUUGUCCACCGUGAUCUCCAAGCCCAAUGGGACUACCAGUGAUUUCUUGACUUCUUCACUUGGGCGGUGGCAGAAUCGCGGCUCCAACCCUGACCGCUCUCUCAUAUUGGCCUUCAAAACCAUCGCCACCAUGUCUGAGAGGUUGGGCCUUGUUGCAACAAUUAAGGAUCGGGCUAAUGAGAUAUACAAGAAGGUAGAAGAUCAAAAGUCUAGUAGAGGGAGAAAUCAGGAUGCUAUACUGGCUGCCUGCCUGUAUAUUGCUUGUAGACAAGAGGAUAAGCCACGCACUGUAAAGGAAAUUUGCUCUGUUGCCAAUGGUGCAACAAAGAAGGAAAUUGGCCGAGCAAAAGAAUACAUUGUGAAACAGCUGGAGCUUGAGAUGGGUCAAUCUGUGGAAAUGGGAGCAAUACAUGCUGGGGAUUUCAUGAGACGGUUUGGUUCUUAUCUUGGGAUGACAAAUCAAGCAGUUAAGGCUGCCCAGGAAGCUGUACAGAAAUCAGAAGAAUUUGACAUAAGGAGGAGUCCCAUAUCUAUUGCUGCUGCAGUUAUAUACAUAGUCACGCAGCUUUCAGACAAUAAGAAGCCCCUUAAAGAUGUUUCAGUUGCUACUGGAGUUGCAGAAGGCACAAUCAGAAAUUCUUUCAAAGAUCUCCAUCCCCAUCUUCCAAAGAUAAUACCUAGUUGGUAUGCCGUGGAAGAGGAUCUUAAGAACCUCUGCAGCCCCUGAUUCGUCGACUAAGCAAUAGAAGAUGGACAUUUUCAAAAUUAGUUCUUAUACUUGUUUAUUUUACAUUUCUCAAUGUUAGUUGUAAUACUUGUUUAGGAUACAUAACUCUGAAAUGUUAACCUUUUGCAUUGACAGAAUAAUCUUAAAUUAUGCUUUGAUCGAAGGAAAGUUUCAAGAAAAUUGUAGCAAUAGAAAUCCAAGUUCUACAUGUUCUCCUUA
Messenger RNA from Coffea arabica (coffee), 1476 nucleotides. Its product is annotated as transcription initiation factor IIB-2. Gene Ontology annotation, molecular function: TBP-class protein binding. Gene Ontology annotation, biological process: DNA-templated transcription initiation; transcription preinitiation complex assembly. NCBI's taxonomy places the organism in Eukaryota, Viridiplantae, Streptophyta, Magnoliopsida, Gentianales, Rubiaceae. The record is from RefSeq and is a predicted model, not a curated record. Gene Ontology annotation, cellular component: nucleus; transcription preinitiation complex.